Molecule: messenger RNA, 565 nt
Organism: Drosophila innubila
Lineage: Eukaryota; Metazoa; Arthropoda; Insecta; Diptera; Drosophilidae
Gene: Dtd
Product: D-aminoacyl-tRNA deacylase
Exons: 4
Coding region: 43-519 (158 amino acids)
Biological process (GO): tRNA metabolic process
Cellular component (GO): cytoplasm
Molecular function (GO): D-tyrosyl-tRNA(Tyr) deacylase activity
Source: RefSeq, a predicted model, not a curated record
ACUAAAAUAUAAAGUAGCAAAGCUUACAAAAGAAAUACUGGAAUGCGUGCCGUAAUUCAACGUGUUAAGGCCGCCAAGGUCAUGGUGCUGGAUGAACUUGUCUCCUCCGUUGGACCCGGCUUAUGCGUGUUGGUGGGCAUUAAGACCAGUGAUACGAUAACAGAUGUGGAAUAUCUAGUGCGCAAGAUUCUCGCUUUGCGCUUGUUCGAGGAUGAAGGCAAACGGUGGCAAAAGUCUGUCAAGGAUUUACAGCUGGAAAUUCUGUGUGUGUCGCAGUUUACUUUGUAUCAUCGACUGAAAGGCAACAAGCCGGACUUUUCAGCGGCUAUGAAGGGCGAGGAUGCUAACCAGCUGUAUAAUCUCUUUCUGGAUCGAUUGCGUCAGUCAUACGACGACAGCAAAAUUAAAGAUGGCAAGUUUGGUGCCUAUAUGCAAGUUCAUAUAGAAAAUGACGGACCUGUAACUAUUGAAUUGGAAUCCCCACUGCCGAAGCACAUCGAGGAAUGUGUGGACAAAUAAUAAUUAGCCAACUAGUUAACUUGUAUGUAACAAAAGAUUUGUAUGU